Molecule: messenger RNA, 1762 nt
Organism: Schizophyllum commune H4-8
Lineage: Eukaryota; Fungi; Basidiomycota; Agaricomycetes; Agaricales; Schizophyllaceae
Exons: 16
Coding region: 260-1618 (452 amino acids)
Biological process (GO): lipid metabolic process
Molecular function (GO): oxidoreductase activity
Source: RefSeq, a predicted model, not a curated record
AAUCAACCUCGCGUUCCUUGGUGCGCCCUUCUUACCUUCCGCUCGUGUACCUCACGUCCGCGGUCCAUCUGUGACCGCUCAAAGUAGCUUAGCUUUCGUCAGAGGAGCGUGGCUCUGCACAAAUUUCAUGGUUGGCGCCGCGCCUUGGUGAGGUAUAUAAGGGCCAAGGCAGGAUGAGAUAUCUUCAUCAAGCGCCCUUCAGCCUUCAGCUCUACCGUACUACUUCAUCUUUCCCUCCUCCACUGCUAGCACCCUAGAUAUGUUCUCGCUCUCGCUUUGGGACGACGGGCCUGAGUACAAAGCAAGGCUAGGCAAGCCGUUCGUCCCACCAAAGGCCACGCUGAAGGAGAUCCAUGACGCCGUGCCAAAAGCUCUUCUACGCCGCAACCAAUGGAAGGGCGCGCUCUACGUUUCGCGUGAUAUCGCGCUGUCGCUCCUCCUCCUUUCCAUCGCGUUGCACAUCAAGCCAUGGUCCGACAGCGACUUCGGUGGCCACAUCCACGCGCCGCUCAUGAAGCAGCUCAUCUCCGCUUCGCUCUGGCUAUUCUACUGGUGGUUCCAGGGCCUCACUUGGGCCGGUAUCUUUUGCUUGGGUCACGACGCUGGGCACGGUACCCUGUUCAAUAGCAGCAAGGUCAACAACGCCGUCGGUUUCGUCCUCCAUUCAUUCCUCUUGGCUCCCUACUUCUCCUGGCGGGCGACGCACCACGCGCACCACAAAGCGACGUCGUCCAUCGAGCGCGAUGAGAAUUACGUCCCGUACGACCGCUCAGACUACGCGCUCCCGCCACCCAGCAAGGCCACCGCGUUCGAUUACGCGGAGGUCUUCGAGGAGACGCCCCUCAUGACGCUCGGCAGGAUGCUAGUCAUGCAGAUCGGUGGCUGGUGGAUAUACUUAGCGGAGAACACGAUGGGGUCGAAGAUGUAUCCGCCGGGCACUAACCAUUUCGACCCGAGCUCGCCGCUCUUCAGGCCUGCGCAGCGUGACGGCGUAAUCUACUCGAAUCUUGGCAUCGGCGCCAUGCUCUGCGUCCUUUACUAUAUGGGCUGGAGUCGAGUCGCAUGGUACUACGUGAUUCCGUAUAUUUUGACGAACCACUGGAUCGUCAUGUUCACCUAUCUACACCACUCGGAUCCCACUAUCCCCCACUACCGCAAGGAGGAAUGGUCCUUCCUGCGUGGUGCUGCAGCUACGGUCGAUCGUCCGCUCUUAGGCUGGAUGGGGCGUUUCUUCCUGCACAACAUCAGCCAUGAUCACGUCGCUCAUCACUUCUUCAUCCAAGCGCCGUUCUGUCAGUUUAUCCAGCAGCAUGUCUACGUCCCGCUGACCACACGAUUGACAGUUAACGGGCCCGAGAUUACGAAAGCCAUCAAGUCCGUGCUGAAGGAUGAUUAUAACUACGACUCCACGCCGUCGUUCUACGCGCUCUAUCGUUCGUUCACGCAGUGUCAGUUCAUUGAGAACGAGGGCGCUAUUGUGUUCUACAAGAACCGGCAGGGCAAGGCUGCUCGGGAGGUACUGGUGGAGGAUCAUCCUGAGGAUCUGCGCGAGGAGGCGGGAAAGCUCGUGGAGAGCGCAGUCGUGCAGGAGACGAGUUGUUUCCGGACGUAUGAGUAAAGGGGGCGCGGUAAGCUGACGAUGGGCGCUGAUUCCGCUAUAGACGUUCCUUGUCAUAGAGAAGUUAGACAUGUACAAUGUAACUAUGCCUUCACUAUUCUUUAUCUUUCCUCAGUCGCAAAGAUUGUCGAAAUAUUCGACGCG